CCCCAAGGAUGUCACCCCCCUGAAUGUCACCAGCCCGCUGUCACCCCCAGGAUGGCGGCCUGGGCGCUGCUGCUGGCGCUGCUGGCCCCGGCAGGGGCAAUGCUGGGCUUUGCAUCCUACUAUGGCCACCACAUGGUGCUGCAGAAGGAGCCUGUAGGGGCCCUGGUGUGGGGCUACGGGGAGUUGGGGACCACGGUGACAGUGGCUCUGUCUGGAGAUGGUGGCCUUGUUGUCAUGAAGAAGACAGCAGAGGUGAAAGGACCUUCUGGGACGUGGACAACCCUACUGGACCCUAUGGAGCCAGGUGGUCCAUACGAGUUGACAGCCAGACAGGGCACAGAGAAUGUGACACUGCAGGACGUCUACUUCGGGGAUGUGUGGCUUUGCAGUGGGCAGAGCAACAUGGCAAUGACAGUUCUGCAGAUCACCAAUGCCAGCCAGGAGCUCGCUGCAGCCUCUCAGUACCCCUAUGUCCGACUCUUUGCCGUGGCUCCCACGCGCUCCGACCACGAACUGGAGGACCUGGAAGGAAUUGACUUGCCCUGGUCCAUCCCAACACCUGAAAUCCUGGGCCAUGGGAAUUUCACCUACUUCUCAGCCAUUUGCUGGCUGCUGGGGCAGCGUCUCUACGAGACCCUGGGCUACCCUGUGGGGCUGGUGGAGGCAGCCUGGGGGGGCACCCCCAUCGAAGCCUGGUCCUCCCCCAGGGCACUGAGGGCCUGUGGGCUGCUGGAGGAGAUGGGAAGCCCCUCGGGCCCUCAUGCCCCUUCGGUGCUCUGGAACGCCAUGAUCCACCCUCUGCUCAACCUGACGCUGCAGGGGGUCGCCUGGUACCAGGGGGAGGAAAACACCCUCCUGAACACCGACCUCUACAACUGCACCUUCCCCGCCCUCAUUGCCGACUGGCGCCGCGCUUUCCACGCCGGAUCUGCCGGGCAGACCCACCCGCUCCUCCCCUUCGGCUUUGUGCAGCUCUCCACCUACCGCCGGCAGAGCCCCCAGGACACCUUCCCCCGGCUCCGCUGGCACCAAACAGCUGACCUGGGGGUUGUCCCCAACACCAGGAUGCCCAACACCUUCAUGGCGGUGGCCAUGGACCUGGGUGACGAACGUUCACCCUACGGCAGCAUCCACCCGCGGGACAAGCAGAACGUGGCCCACCGCCUCCACUUGGGUGCCAGGGCCGUGGCCUAUGGGGAGAAGAACCUGGUUUUCCAGGGUCCUUAUCCCACCCGUGCCCUCCUGGAGGUGACCAGGGCUCUGCUGAACAUCACCUACACCCAGGAGCUGGUUUGGCGCAGCAGGGACAUGCCGGCCUUCGAGGUUUGCUGCUCCCGCCAGGCAUCCCCCUGUGAGUGGGUGCUAGCCCCAGUGGUGACAGUGCAGUCCCACCAGGUGACAUUGUCCGUGGCUGGCUGUGGGAGGCUGGUGUUGGGCUUGCGCUACGCCUGGGCUGAGUGGCCCUGUGACUACCAGGCCUGUGUCCUCUACAACCCCGGGGGGCUGCCUGCACCCCCUUUCCUCCUGCACACCUCUGGAGACAGGGAGUUGCUGCUCCAACCCAGUUUUGGGAUUUGAAUCCCACAGGACUGGAGUGAGGGGACAUCAGGAGUGUGGUGAGGGGACAGUGGAGGGUGCUCAGCCCUUGGGUGAAGCCAGCACCACGCCGUGCUGAUGUGGAUUGAUUACUGGCUGGUUAAUUAAACACCUCCCUGCUCCUCCUGGGCCUGUAGGGAGGGGAGCACCAAUUUACAGUGAAAUUGCUAAAUAUUGGGGGGAAAGCACCAGUUUACAGUGACAUUGGUAAAAAAGGAGGGGAAACUGCCCAUUUACAACAAAAUUGCUAAAAAGAGAUGUCAAGAAAAUCAGCAGGAGACAGGACGGGAGGUGAACCCCUCACUGCUGCUUCUUACCCCUUGCCUGGCCACCUGGGGCACGGACAAGAAUCUGCUCUAUUAAUAAAUACUUUUA
Calypte anna (Anna's hummingbird) is the source of this 1971-nucleotide messenger RNA. RefSeq names its product sialic acid acetylesterase (gene SIAE). The record is from RefSeq and is a predicted model, not a curated record. Lineage: Eukaryota; Metazoa; Chordata; Aves; Apodiformes; Trochilidae. The transcript has 10 exons. Gene Ontology annotation, biological process: carbohydrate metabolic process. Gene Ontology annotation, molecular function: sialate O-acetylesterase activity. The coding region runs from base 52 to 1578 and encodes 508 amino acids.